AUGAUACCACACGUAUCCUAUACCAUUCGAUGGAGAAUGACGANUCAAUCUGUGAAUGAAUAUCGUCGUCGAGCAACUGAAAGACAAAAUCAUCAAGCAUCACUGACAAAUGCUGUUCGAUGGGUAUAUAAUCAACAAGCAACAACAACGUCUUCUUCAAUCGAAACAUGCGAAUCAACAUAUCCUAUCUCAUUUGUAUAA
Adineta ricciae is the source of this 201-nucleotide messenger RNA. Lineage: Eukaryota; Metazoa; Rotifera; Eurotatoria; Adinetida; Adinetidae. The record is from the annotation of a GenBank genome assembly.